This is a messenger RNA of Chelmon rostratus (copperband butterflyfish), 808 nucleotides long. RefSeq names its product ATP synthase F(0) complex subunit C3, mitochondrial-like. The record is from RefSeq and is a predicted model, not a curated record. Bases 116 to 541 code for a protein of 141 amino acids. NCBI's taxonomy places the organism in Eukaryota, Metazoa, Chordata, Actinopteri, Chaetodontiformes, Chaetodontidae. Gene Ontology annotation, biological process: proton transmembrane transport; proton motive force-driven ATP synthesis. The transcript has 5 exons. Gene Ontology annotation, molecular function: proton transmembrane transporter activity.
CGUGACAUUGCGCAUGCGCCUACCUCUCGCGUCUUCGACCUCUACUCCAAGCCGCCAGCAGACACUGAAUCAACGCCAGCUCCUUUAGCUGACCUGACCACUGCGUCCCUUCGUAAUGUAUGCCUGUGCUAAGUUCGUCUCCACGCCCUCUCUGGUCCGUGCUGGAUCUCGGGCUCUGUACAGACCACUCUCAGCAGCAGUAGUCUCAGAUGCCAGGAGAGCAGAGACUGCUUCACUGCUGGCACCACAGGGUAUCAUGUCCUCCCAGCAGCAGCUGGCAGUGCGGGGAUUCCAGACCAGCACUGUUAGUCGUGACAUUGACACUGCUGCAAAGUUCAUUGGAGCAGGAGCUGCCACAGUGGGAGUGGCUGGAUCUGGUGCUGGAAUUGGAACGGUGUUUGGUAGCCUUAUUAUUGGAUAUGCCAGGAACCCCUCUCUGAAGCAGCAGCUGUUCUCUUACGCCAUCCUGGGCUUCGCUUUGUCUGAAGCCAUGGGUCUUUUCUGUCUGAUGGUUGCAUUCCUUAUCCUGUUUGCCAUGUAAACCAGCAAGGCAUUUGCUGCAAGGGAAUACAUCACAAUGCUAAGAAGAAUUAGCAUUUUUAGAUGCCCUUGAAUGGUACAAUGGUUUCAUCUUAUGCUGCCUACUCUUGUUCAUUGGUGUUUCUUAAAAGAUUGUGAACCCACUGAUAUGAAACUCUGGCAAACCCAAAUCAUUUUAAUGAUGGUUUUGCCAUUAUAUUGUAUAUUUAAUCUAAUGUUUUUGUUAACAAACAUGCAACCAAUAACAGAAGUAAAAGGUUUCAUUCAU